This is a messenger RNA of Eupeodes corollae, 11360 nucleotides long. It is a transcript of the gene Imp, whose product is annotated as insulin-like growth factor 2 mRNA-binding protein 1. The transcript has 5 exons. The record is from RefSeq and is a predicted model, not a curated record. Gene Ontology annotation, biological process: regulation of gene expression; nervous system development. NCBI's taxonomy places the organism in Eukaryota, Metazoa, Arthropoda, Insecta, Diptera, Syrphidae. Gene Ontology annotation, cellular component: nucleus; cytosol; cytoplasm. Bases 1945 to 3414 code for a protein of 489 amino acids. Gene Ontology annotation, molecular function: mRNA 3'-UTR binding.
GCUUAUUUUGUAAUUAAUCGCGGCAUUAAACAGCCAGUAGCUUAGCGCCAGCGUGUUGAAUUGAAUUCAUACUGAUUUCGUUUUGUUUACAUAAAUUGUUUUUGUAUCGAAACAACAUUCAAAAAACAUUGUUCUUUCAAAUUUUUGUUGCGUUCAAUUAUUGCAAUAACAACAAAAAGAAACAUUAUUCUACAUUUGGUAAUGUUUUUUAGCUUUUUGGUUGCUUUCGAGCUUCCGGACUGAAUAUUUAUUGUGGUGUGCAUAAAUUAAUAAAAAAAAUUGAAAUACUUGUUUUUGUGUGUAAAGACAUAAUUAAUCGACGAAUUGUCAAAUAUCCAAAACAAAAUAAUGUUACUAUACCCUUACUGUCAAAAAUCAAAAUAAGAAGACAUUCAAAAAUGUGCAUAGUUUCGGUUAUUUUGUUAUUUUCAAUGAAAAAUUAAAUCUAAAAAACUUAUUUUGCGGAUUUUCAUGUAGGUACACACGAGGAGAGAGUAUUGUUUUGUUUUAUCUGUGUGCGAAAUAUCGCGACACUAAUUUUGAACUUGUUUUUUUUUCAUUUUGUUAUAUUUGUCCCUAGAAUUAUACGUUCAUAUAUUUAAUGCACGGGCUGACGGGCCAGAGUCAGACCAGACCAGACUUCUAAAGCUUGCGAAUAACAAAAGAGUAUAUUACGCGUUUCGUUCGAUUGCGAUUGGGUCGACGACGACGACGACGCGACGUCGAAUCGAGAAUAGAUCACGCAUCUUUUUCAUUUUCAGUUUGAUUUGGUAAAUUGGAAUCGGUGUGCCUAUCAGUUGUGCGCGGAAAGUAAAUCGGUAAUUCUUUGUUUGGGGAUGAAAGCGGAAAUAGCAUAUUUUUCAUACCAGUAAACGACCGUUUUUAUUUUAUCAGCUUUUUUUUGUAUUGUCGUGCGUUUUCAAGUGAUAACGAGAUAAGCUUAUGCUAAUCCGAUAUAAUUUAAUGUCAGUGAAUUUUCCUUUGCGUUCGUUUUCUUUUCGUCUUAUUUUAUAAUUCAUUCAUUCUUGGGAUCGUUUUUGUUAUUGUUGUUGCUGAUUGUAUUGUCACUCUUGUCAGUUAUCAUCGCACAUAGACGUGUUACACCUCGAUUACACUACAAUCCGACUCAAACUCAAGCAAAUAUAUUAUCUCCCUCUCUAUUUUUCCAUACAUCACAGUAAUAUUAUUACCUUUUACCGUUUUAUUUCUUAAUUACUUCUUCUUUUCUACCUGCGAGCUGCGCUGCGACGCGAGUGUGACGGAAGAGAAUUAUUUGUGCUUAGAGGUACAUUGCUCUCAUGUUCAGUAGUGUUACAACUCUGCUGUCAGUCGUGAUUCCUAAUUUUCUUCUGCACUGCACAGAACGUCAUAGAUAACCGAACCGAAUAGAGAGAAGAAAAAUAAAAUGUGAAUCAUAUUCAAUUAUUAAAUUCCUUUUCUUGUGUCAUCUUUAAUUAAAACAAAAUAAAAACAAUUUCGUUGUGAAAAGGGAAUGAAAAUAUUUUUUUUUUUAAUUUCUCUUCAUCAUAGUGUCGUCUAAGAGUACCUACUUGCCAAUAAAAUUAAAUUUAUUGAAAUUUCGUAACAAAUUAGAUUAAGUGUAAUUAAGAAAAAAACUGUAAAAAAGUCCAAGGAAAUGUUUUAAUAGUUCAAUCUACAUGUACACUCAUUUAUGUCACUUUGUUUUUUUGAUUUUUUGUUAAGUGUCCCUGUUUCUGUUUAAUAUCAAAAAUUGAUUGUGAACAAAAUAAGAGAAAGUUUUAUAAAAUCUAUACCAAGUACCUAUAUAAUUUGACAUCUGUCAAAAAUAAAAAUACAUUUACAAUAACUCGGUUGUUGGUGGUACAUUUGAAAAGAACAGAACAAAAGUCUGUGGGAAUUAUUAUAUUGAAGAAGAAUAAUUACUUUUUAUUCAAAAAAGAGAAAAGUAAAAAUAUCAGCAAAAUGUCAAGAUUUCGAGCUGCUGGCGGUCUUAACGGUGUCGAAUUCGAAGGUAAUAAGUUGCAUGCCGAGCAGCUGGACAAAAAUCUGCGCCGAAACGCACGUAGCGCUCGUAAUCAAUACGCUGGGAUGCCAGGUCCGGGUCGGCAAGCUGAUUUUCCACUGCGCAUAUUGGUUCAAAGUGAAAUGGUUGGUGCCAUAAUUGGUCGUCAAGGAAGCACGAUUCGAACAAUUACUCAACAGAGUAGAGCUCGUGUUGAUGUCCAUCGAAAAGAAAACGUUGGCAGCGUAGAAAAAGCAAUCACCAUCUAUGGAAAUCCAGAAAACUGCACAAAUGCUUGCAAGCGAAUUCUUGAGGUCAUGCAGCAAGAAGCUAUUUCUACAAACAAAGGUGAAAUAUGUCUUAAGAUCCUGGCACACAACAAUUUAAUUGGUCGCAUUAUUGGCAAAAACGGUAACACUAUCAAACGGAUAAUGCAAGAAACUGAUACGAAAAUAACCGUUAGUUCAAUAAAUGAUAUAAGCAGCUACAAUUUAGAGCGCAUUAUAACUGUUAAAGGCUUAAUCGAGAAUAUGUCUCGUGCAGAAAGUCAAAUAAGCUCGAAACUCCGCCAAAGCUAUGAAAAUGACCUUCAAGCAAUGGCGCCACAAAGCUUAAUGUUUCCUGGUUUACAUCCGAUGGCAAUGAUGUCAACACCAGGCAAUGGAAUGGUUUUCAAUCCAAGCAUGCCCUACACCUCAUGUCCGGCAUUUCCAAUGGCUAAGACACCAGCGGCAGUUGUUCCUCCCGUCUUCCCAAAUGAUCAACAAGAAACAACAUACCUUUAUAUUCCCAAUAAUGCAGUUGGUGCUAUAAUCGGAACCAAAGGCUCACACAUUCGUAAUAUUAUGAGAUUUUCGGGUGCAUCAGUGAAAAUUGCGCCGCUGGAGACCGAUAAACCAUUGGAACAACAGACCGAACGUAAGGUUACAAUAAUUGGUACACCCGAAGGCCAAUGGAAGGCACAAUAUAUGAUUUUUGAAAAAAUGCGUGAAGAAGGCUUUAUGUGUGGAACCGAUGACGUACGGUUAACGGUGGAGAUAUUGGUAGCUAGCUCACAGGUUGGAAGGAUAAUUGGAAAGGGCGGUCAAAAUGUUCGUGAAUUACAGCGAGUGACAGGUAGUAUUAUUAAGCUUCCAGAACACAAUGUUACUCCAGUGACGGGCGAAGAAGAAACAACUGUUCACAUAAUCGGGCCGUUCUUUAGUGUACAGUCUGCUCAACGAAGAAUUCGAGCGAUGAUGAUGUCAACAAAUCCACCGCCAGUCACUAAAAAGCAAAAAGCUGCUAAAGAACAAUCAUCAUCAACCAGUGGGACCCAAUCACAGCCCCAACAAAUCCCACAACAGCAGCAGCAACAACAGCUACCACAGCAACAAUCCUCUCCACCUCAACAACAGCAACAUCAGCAAUCUUCAAGUUCGAGUCAGUAAAGUAAAUUGAAGUUUUUUUUUUAUUUUUAUUUUUUUUUAUAAAUAAGUAAUUAAAACAUUCGCAAAAAAAUAAAGAGAUAAUUACUAUAACUAGAAAUUAACUCAAGUAGAUGUAUUUAAAAAAAAAAACAAACACUCACUAAAACAACCACUUCAAAAAUACCCCACCCAGAAAAUCGCAAAAAUAUAUUAAAUAGUUGGCAUAUUUGAAUACUAUAGCAAAUAUGUAAUAAUGCUUUUUAAAUAUAAAUAUAUAUAUUUUUUUUUUGUAUUUUCAAAAAAAAAAUAUUAUUUGCUGUGAACCCACACUAUAACGGUUUACGCACUGAACAGAAUUUGUUUAAAUAAAAAUUAAAUGGUAUUUAAAAAAGUCCCGUAAAAAAGUAAAUUAUGUUAAACUAAUAUUGCAUAGAAAAAAAUUCCCUAAUUUCAUAGAAUAUAUACCGAAAAAGAAGAAACACCCUAACAAGAACUUAAUCAAUUAAACUUUAAAAAUAUUAAUGUCAAAAAGUUUUUGUUAAUAUUAAAAAAAAGGAACAUAAUAAUAUAACUAUGAUUAAAACUAAACAACCUUUCUAAUAUAAAAAGAAAUGAAUUGCCUUUUAAACGGUGCUGAAAUGUAAAUGAUAUUUUUAUUAAUUAAUAUUAAUUGAUUUACUUACUUCUAUUCCUAUAAAUAUUAAACAUGGUUUAGCUUUUCUUUUUUUCAAACAACCGUUGUUGAUUCUUGUAAGUUAAUUAAAACAAUUUUAAUUUCUGUUAAUCAUCUUUCUUUUAAUAAAAUAGUGCACCAAAUCAACAAAGCCAAUAAUCAAUCAAAAAUAGUAAUAGAAUGUUUCAAUGUAAAUUGGGUUUGAUUGCCGUAAACAAUCAAAAUCAUUUUACUUUGUCAAUUUACCGACAAUUUUUAAGCUAUACUAUGUAUUCCUUUUAUUCCAAUUAGCUACAGUUAUUUAUACAAAUACGUUGUUCUAUAGACAUUUUAAAAAAAAGUUGAAUUGUUAAUUCACUGUUAUGUUCAUUCUAAGGAAAAAAAGUUGUUCAAUAGUUUAAUUGUUUAAAUUUAAAAAUAAUUCUUUAAACAUAUAGAAACUUUAUAAAAUUUUAAUAAAUGUACCACCAAACACAAUAUUCCGUUCAAUCAGAUCAGAAAAUUUAAAUCUUACAAACAUUUUCGGCACUAAAUUUAAAACAAUGAAAUACAUUCAAACAUUUCGGCAAAAAUAAAAAGAGCUCUUACCUAUCACAUUAUUCGUCAUAAUCAAACUACAAAUUCCAAUAAAACUAAAACUCAAACUAAAACUAAAACACAAACAAAUUUCAAGAUCAAACCAAAUGGAAAAAAUUUGAUAAACGUUUUCGUUAAAAAUACUGUGAUAGUAAAAUCAUAGUAAAAUUUCGAUUAUGACGGAUUUCAUGAUACGGGCGAAUAAAAAUUAUAUCAAAAUUUAUUUUGGAAAGAAAAAUUAAAUUAACACUUAAAAUAGGAUUUCUACGAAAAAAACUUAAAAUCAAUAACAUUAAAACUUAUUUAAAUGAACUAUAAAUACCUCAAUAUAAGUGCAUUAUCUUAUAUAAAAUAAUAAAUUAAUAAAAACAAAAAUAUUAAUGGUUCGACAAAAAAGACAGACAUUUUAAAAAGUUUAUGCAUGUCCCAGAAUUGUGCCACUAAAAAUAAUAAUGAUUAAAUUAAAAAAACGCAUAUCAGUUUCAUUUUUAAAUUGAGACAAAGUUUGCAGAUAAAUUAAGAAAAUAAGAAGGCAUCAAGUUUCAAAUUCAGUUCUGUAAAACAAACUACUUAAGCUUAGACCGUGACUUUGAAGAAAACUUGAAGUUUUUGUCUUUUUGUUUCAAAUAUAAUAAUUGGACUUUAAAUAUUCGAACAUUUCGUGGACAAAUAUCGAUCUAAUUUAAAAACACAAAAACAUUGCAUAGACAUGCAUUACUUUGCCAUGCUUCAAAAAUAAUUCUUUGGAAAUUCCUUCAAAUGAUACCAAAAUCACAAAAUUACAUUUGGGCCAUUUUUUUAAAAACCAUUGUCCAUACAUUUGGAAAAUACAAAAAAAGGCUUCAAAUGAAACUUCAAAAUUGUUUAAACAGAAAUAAAAGAAAACUCGGGAAAAUAGCUCGAAAACAAGAAAAUUGUAAAACAAACAAAACAUAAAUUUAUAAAAUAAAAUGCAUUGAAGUGGGGUUCAAUCUAUAAUAUAUAUAAAAACAAAAAAAUGAAAAUUAAAAAAUUAAUAUGUAAACAUAACUUUUUUAACAUUUUUAUAUAUUUAUAUUUAUAUGAAUAUAUUCUAUAUAAAGAUUUUAUUUUGUUGGAAAAAUCGUAUAUUCAGAGAAUAAAUUUUUAAUAUAUUUUAUAUAUUUAAUGAAAAAAAAUAAAAAAAUAUAAAGAAACAACAAUUUUAACUAUUUAAGAAUAUGUAUCGAGGAGUUGCUUUCUCAAACAAAAUAAUUUUGUUUCUAAAAGAACAUCUUAAAAGCCUGAACGGCGACUAUCAUUUUGAAGCAACAAAAAUCUUCCAGUUCUUUAAAAAUGAAAAGAAGAUUUUAUGCUUAAGGCUCUCCCAAACCAAUGGGAAAAAAUUCACAACUUCAGAAAAAACUCAAACUGUUGUCUCGAAACUCGAAAUAUUUUCCAUCGAUUUGAAAGAGCCCCUUAAGUAAAGACAUUUAAAAAAAAUUAUAUUAUUAACAUAAAUAAAAAGAGAGAGAAAAAAGUAUUUUUAUAAAAGUAAAACUAAAAAAUCGAUUCUUAUGGAGAGAAAACUUUUUUAAAUAUUUAUAGUGUUUAGAGGCUAUUUAUAUCGUUAUAUAUUUUUAUUGUAAGAAAAAAAUGUAAAAAAAAAAGUUUUUAUUUAUUAUUUUAAAAGAAAAAAUGUGAAGAAAACACUAACUUAAUUUUUGUUGUUGAUUUGAACAUUUUGUUGUUUUCUUUUUUAAUUGAUUUCGAUUUCGAAAUUAUUUCCUGAAAGGUUUUGUAAAUUAAGAGUGUAAGUUGUGCCAAGUACUGGUUAAAGAAAGUUAAAAUUAGUGUGAUAAUUGUUUGUUUAAGACGCGAUUUAUUUAAUUAACAUUAAAAAAAAAUGAGAUAUGAUAUUUUUGGGAUAGUUUUUUUUCUCUUUAAAAUUAGUGUUUUUGCUAAUCAAAAUUAAAUUUAUGUAAAUUAUCGCCAAAGGUUUUUUUGUUCUAAAAAUUUAAAUAUAAAAUUGAUUUUAAUCAUCAUUAUGGCGGGGAGUUUAUCACACUGAGUUGAUAAUUGAGUUAAAUCAAUUAUUGACAUUGGGAAAAAUAUUGAAAGGAAAAGCACACAUACAACAAAAAAUUAUCUCUCUUAAUAUAAAACAAAAAGCUUAUCAAAUCCUACACAACAAAUGAAAACAACAAACUUACUUUUUUUUUAAAUUUUAUUGAACAAAACAAAAGAAAAACUAGUUUUAUCCCAAAUUCAUUUUGGUUAUUUCAUGCAUUUCUACACACACAAAUUAUUAAGUCUAAAUUUUUUGUUUUAUAUAAAAUCCUUACACAUUUUUUUGAACAUUUUAAAGUUUUUCGGGUACAAAAUUCAAGUACAAAUUGAUCAGUAGAAAAAUUAUACAUUUUAAAUUUUCCUAAUUUUUAAUUUAAAUUAUACAAAAAUAAAAAAAACACAAAAUCAAAGCAGCAAAAAUGCAAUGACACCAACAAAAACCUAGGCAUUUCAAAUAAAAUAACGAUAUAGAUUUGCAGACGAGAAAUUCAUCCACUAUAAAAUAAUAAAACAAAAAAACAACAAUCGAAUAUUUUUUUGUUUUAAGAAUAACAAUCAAAUCUUACCACCAAGAACCACUCCACAAUAAAUAAAUAAAAAAAAAUAUUUUUUUCUUGCGCCUUAAAGCAAACAACAAAAACAACAAGCAAAAAGCACGCCCUAAAAAUAAAUUGAUUACCAAAAUAUUUAAAGGUCUAUAUUAAAAACCUAAUUGAAAUAAUAUAAGCUCCUUUACCAUGGUUUUCGAACAAAUCAGAUAUUCAUUUUACGAAUGUGUUUCAUUUCCAAUUCUGGGAAUGGUAUAGUUUGCACUAUCAUCUGCCGAUCUUUAUGAUCAACUAUUUUUCAAAAAUGCAUUUCUGAAGAAAAUAUCACAUGUCAGAUUCCAUGUUAAAAAUCAUUACUUAUUGCUUCAAACAAAACAAAACAAAAAUAAGGAAGAAAAACCCUCGAUUUGACAAUUUUAUGAAUUUGAACAAAAAAUCCAAACGCAAAUUCACAACAAAAUAAAAAUUAAAUUUACUUAAGCCAAAAGUUAGCCAACAAUUUCCUACAAAACGGCCAACAUGCAAAUUAAUACGAUACAAAAAAAAAGUUUGAAACUUAAGCUUCAAGUUUAAAUAAAAAUACAAAUAAAUAAAAAAAAUAUUAAUUCAGACACAGCACACUGCCCAACACUUAAUAUAUAUCAAAUUUCAAAACAAUGAUGAAAAAUUUAGUAGUUAUUUGAAUUUUCAAUUACCUUUUAUGGUAUUUGGAAAAUAAAAACAAAAAAUUCAUUUAGGAUUAUAAGAUACAUAUUAAAAUUAAAACCAAAAUUAUCAAACCUAACAAAUAAAACAAAAAAUCAAUUAAAAAUAUUAUGUAAAAAGUCGUGGGUUUUUCGUAUUUUAUAUGCAUACACGUAACUACAAAAACAAAAACAAAAACUAAUUAGAAAAUAGCUCAUGAACGUUUUAUCGGUGUAAAUUACUCGAGACGAAAUAUAGAAUUAUGUGCAAUCAAUGUGCUUAAUUAAACGGGCAUUUUAUACAAAAAAAAGAACUUAAUUAACAAUCGUGACAAUUUAGUUUUUUUGUUUUUUCCAAAGCUUGUUAAAGUUGUUAUAAUUUUCAUACUAUCUUACCAAUAAUAGAAACAAAAAACUAAACUAAAAAAUAAAUAAAUAAAACUAUGUUGUCCAUUCUAUAGCAACACUUUGAUUGCACUCGAGUUUAAGAAUGCUAAACCAAUACAAUUUACUUAUAUUCUCUUCAUUCAUGUUUGUAAGGGCAAAACAAAAGUCAGACUACUACAAUAAAUACAUAUAUUGUAUUAUAUGAGAAUAUAAUAUAUAUACUUACAUAUGUUUAAAUUAAUAUACAAAAGAAAGUAAAACAUUAAGAUGUUUAAAAAAAAAAAAAAGCAAAUUCAAAAAACAAAAAUAUAAAUUUCUUAAAGCAGAAGAGAAUUAUGUCUUGUGUAAAGUCCACUUUAUUUAAUUUUAUUAAUUCUUUUGGCAUUAUUCAUUUAGAAAAUAAGAUAGUAAGAACAAGCUAAAUAAUGUUAAAUGUUAUUUUACAUAGAAAUAAUCACACAAUGAAAUUAUAAUAACACGAAAAAGAAAAAAAAAUUCCAAUUCAAUUCAAUAAACCAAUAUUUCCAAAAUAUUAUAAAACAACAGAACACCCAUAUACACCAAAUCCAAAUAAAUUAAUGCAAAUAUUUAAUAAUUUAUACAUAAACCUACAUAAAUAGAUAUUCAAUAUACCUUAUAUAAAAGCCGCACAAUCAAAACAAAUAACCUUUACAAUAAAAUGGAUUUUUUUUAUUUUUAUAAUGUUAUUUUAUCAGUUUUUAUUUGAUUAUUUUUUAAUUUUUUAAUUAUGUAAAUAUUCGAAAUAUAUAUAUAUUUAUAUAUAUUUUUUUCUAUUUUAACACUUUAUGUUUAAUAUUAAAUUUAAAAGUACAUCGAAGAUAAUGCAAGACCACAAUAAUUUCUUGGAGACUGAGCUACAACAUAUUUAUUUUAUUUGUGGUUUUGAAUUAUUUUCUUAUUCAUAUAUAUUUUUUAUGUAUACAGAAAUAGUAAUACAACUUAUGAAUCCAUAAUCAGAUUUGUACAUAACAAAAACAAAAAAUAAUUCUACCUAUAUAAACAUACCUUUUGUAUGUAUUUUUCGUUUGUAAGCCUAAUUAUUUUAUACACACUUAAGUAUUUAAUAAACCUUGUUUUUUAUAUAACCAAUUGUAAUGCAAAAACAAGAAUUUAACAAAACAAAAAUAACCUUAUAAUUUUAACAAAAACAUAAAUCAGUUAAACCUUAAAAACAAAAUACAUUUUUCAAAUUAAGUUUUUGCAGAAAAUUGUUAUUAUUUUAAAAAUAGGUACCUCUAAACAAUUAAAUUAAAUAAUAUUUUUGACUAUUCUUUGCACUUCAAAAUAAACAAAAAACAUGAGUUUUUUAGUUUUAUCAUUUAAGCAUUUCAUUUCAAGAACAAACACAACAGAAUGAAAAAAAUGUAUUUUAAUAAAAUUUAAUUUAAACAAUGUAUAUUUUAAAGAUGAAGCAAAGAAAAGAAAACACCAUACCCAAUUUAUCUUUUACACGACGACGUAAUGAUAUUCUGAAAAUAGUUGUUAGCAUUUAUAUUAAAAAUAGGAAUAAAACAAGCAAAAUACUAUAAACUAAAACUAUAGAAUAGAAAAUAGGAAGGCUUACUGGUUCUGAAUAAUAAUUAAAAUAAAAAAAAAACAAAAUGGAGGGCAAUUUCGGUUCAAAACAUUUCACAUUGGGCGGCUUGCCUGUGUGAUAAUAGUUUAUUUUCCAGCCGUAUCUUUUUUUCUGAUGUGAUAUGUUUCGAAACGAAAGUUUUAAUUUUAAUUUAAAACUAAUUUUACAUAAACGAGAAAUAAAUUAAAACGUACUAGUUUCUUACUUUUAUUUUCACAGUUUUAAUAUAAAUGCUAUGGAUUUUUUUUAUUUUGUUUACUUUGUUGUAUUAAAAUUAUGUUUACACAAUAUCCAUCUGCAAUAGAUCAAUAUAUAAAACAAACAAAAAAAAAAAUACAAUAGAAUUUAUAGGUUCAUAUAUAAAUUGUAAAAAGGUUAUUCAAAAAUAAAAUAAAAAAAGCGUCUAUUUAAGAAAAUGUUCCUUGAUUGUGACAACGAUUUACACAACAAAGAUGUUUAUACGACAUCUUUCUUAACCAACCUACUAACCAAUUCCUUACCGUAAUAGUAACAAUUUAUUGUGUUUGUCUUUUUUUUAUUUUUUUUAAAUAAAUAUACAUACAUAUAUUGAAAAUACAACAAAAAACAAAAUGUAUAAAGCCAAAAAUAUAUAAUAAAGAACUACAAAAAAUAUAAAAUGCAAAAAAAAAACAAUGAAGUAAAAGUAAAAUGGAAACUACCUCAAAAGAUAUAAAAGUCUAUAUAUUAAUUAUAUUACUAAAGUCAAAAAUAAAAAUAAAAACAAAAAACACAUCUAAAUUGUACUAUAUAUACUAGAAAAAAGGCGUUAUGCAGUUUAUUAAGAGUAAAUAAAAUAAAAAAUGAUAAUUUCUUAAACAAAUCCAAUAAACUAAGAAAAUAAAAAAGGAAACAAGUCAAAAAUGUUUAGAUUCUAAAUGUAAUAUCAAUAUUAUGUAUGUCUAUGUUUCUGGAGUUAUUGUUUUAUUUAAGUCUCUUUCAAAUGUCAAAAUACAAAUACAAAAAAAAAUAUAAAAAAAAAACAGAAAACUAAAAUAAAAAAUACUUCAGCAUUUGCUUUGAAAAAAAAUCAAGAGUUUUAUUAAUGUUUUUUUGUUUUUUCAAAAACGCAAAUACAUAUAUAAUAUACUUUGUUUGGCAAUGAUAUUUGUAGCAUAUUAAACAAAAAAUAAAAACUUAAAAAAAACAAUAAAAAUUAUAAAUUCAAUAAAAGUAGUACCUAAUCAUGUUUUUGGGAUAAAAUAAUUGGAUUUAAAAAAUUUUAAGCAUUAUUGCAUAAUAUAUCAAUAUUUGGUUUAACAUACGAUAAAAUAAAAAAGAAAAUAGUAUACUUUUUGGUCAGAAAAAUUGUAAUCAAACAAGAAAAUUACUACAAAACGCUAUGUUAAAAAAUAAAUAAAUACAAAAAUCAAUAAUCAAUAAUAUCUUACUGUAUUCAUAAAAAAAUGUCCAAAUUUGAUUAAGCUAUCUUAAAUAAAAAUUGAAGUUUUUUUUUU